AUGUCAGCUAGAGAAGACGCAUCCGUCAAGGCGAACGUGCCCUCCCAGAAGAGUCUGGGCAAAGGCGCUGUGGGGUCCGGCUCAGCAAAGAGCAAUGGAAGCAAGGCAACCGCUCAUGAAGUCUGUCAACAACCGCCCCUCCGCCUUCCUCUGGGCACCCUUUUGGUGGAAGUAGCUCUGCUGGUGGUGCUGAUAUGCCUCUCAGCUGCGCCCCUGGCUGGAGAAAGGGAGGGAUGGUUUUACUUCUAUGGGGAGGAUAUGGACACGAAUUACCUCCGAAACCUCAAUCUGGUUCCCUGGGACCACUUCAUCGAAGUUGGAUAUUAUCAGGAUAAUUUUAAGGACGGGGAUGCCGCGCAGCUGGUUGGCGGCUACAUGGCAGCUAUGCUGGCAGCUUCAUGCGUGCUGGCAGGGGUGUAUCUGGGGGUGUUGCUGCGCUGCGGACUUUUGCUGCAGCGGCAGCAAGCGAUGGCAAUGGGGGCACCAGGGGAGCUGAGGCAGGCGAUAAUUUCGUCGAAGAAACUAAUCAGGCCUCUGGGGCCCUGGCUGUGGCCUGCCGCCCUCACCAUCAUGGUGGUUUUGGCUGCACUACUGGUUUCGUUCUACCUGCUGGUGCAGUCGUCCUUUGGGUACCAGACUACGCAGCUGGUGCCCGGAGUUCUCUGCCCAGUCCGGCCCUCCUGGGCAUUUUGGACCGCCCUUGCCGCCAUCUUCUGCUGGCUUCUUGUCCUGAUCCUAUCAGCGAUAGAGGCGUGGCAGCAGAAUGAGGCAUCAGAGCAACAGAGGCUGUGGCUGGCUGCAGCUCAGCAGCAACACACCGGCCUUCCUAUGCGAAGCCGGCUAGCACCCAACCAGGGCAGUCUAGUGUGACAGCACUUGCAAGACCCGCUGGUUUCGUUGAGUGGAAGUAUCCGUCUGAGUCUUGUCAUGUGCCGCCAGGGCGGUCUCUUGGUUUUUUUUGUUUUUUUUUGGUUCCCCUGUUGCCCAAGGGAGCUAAAAAAGUUGGGGGCUCAGCCCUGCAGCUCGGCCCCCAGCUCCGACACAAUAGCAGCAGUAUUGAGGGCUAAGGAGUCAGCUGAAGGUGGCCUUUACAUCAAGAAAGAAAGCGGCAGCGCGUAUCGGCAAAAAACGUGCUGCAGUGCAUCGGGAAACAUGCUCUGCUGCCU
This is a messenger RNA of Coccomyxa subellipsoidea C-169, 1166 nucleotides long. RefSeq lists its product as hypothetical. Lineage: Eukaryota; Viridiplantae; Chlorophyta; Trebouxiophyceae; Coccomyxaceae. The transcript has 5 exons. The record is from RefSeq and is a predicted model, not a curated record. Bases 1 to 870 code for a protein of 289 amino acids.